Messenger RNA from Arabis nemorensis, 1002 nucleotides. Lineage: Eukaryota; Viridiplantae; Streptophyta; Magnoliopsida; Brassicales; Brassicaceae. The record is from the annotation of a GenBank genome assembly.
AUGGAUUUGCCUGAUGGGGUUUACUUCGGGAGCUUCUCCGGUUUACCGGAAGAGCUAACGAACCGGGUUUCUGAUUUCGUCGGUAAUUUCGAUUCCGGUGAUCUGUUUUGGUCGAUUAACGGCAUGGGAGCACCGGAAUUGACUGUGAUUUAUGUUCCGGCUGGAUGUAAGGUAGAGAAUCCGAUCUAUCUUAGGUAUUUCGCCGGAGAAACGGGAGACCGGGAAUCGAAACGGUUACCGGUAUCGAAUCCUAGGGUUUUUGUGUUAGUUGAGGAAGGAGGAGAGAUUGGUAUAGUUGAGGAGUUUGUGUGUAAAGACGAACAAGGGUUUUAUUGGACCAAUCCGGUAUUGGAAGUUGUUGUUCUAAAGAAUGCGAAAGUUAAGCAUUCGUAUUUGCAGAAAGAAUCCAUGGCUGCUGCUCAUAUUAAGUGGAGUUUUGUUAGACAGGAGGCAAAGAGUGAGUAUGAGCUUGUAGAAGUGAGUACGGGCGGGAGAUUGGGGAGGCACAAUCUCCAUGUGCAGCAGCUCGGGCCUGAUACACUCACGGAGCUAACCACGUUUCAUAUGUGUGUCAAUGAGCAGACUCUUGAUCUCCACAGCAAAAUUAUCUUAGACCAUCCUCGAGGCUCUUCACGGCAGCUCCACAAGUGUAUUGUUGCUCAUUCCUCUGGUCAAGCUGUUUUCGAUGGCAAUGUCCGAGUUAACAAAUUGGCUCAACAGACUAACGCGGGACAAUUAACAAGGAGCCUUCUUUUGAAACCUCGAGCCACCGUGAACAUAAAACCGAAUCUUCAGAUCAUUGCAGACGACGUGAAAUGCUCGCACGGAGCUGCGAUCAGCGAUCUCGAAGAAGACCAAUUGUUCUAUUUCCAAGCUCGUGGAAUCGAUUUGGAGACCGCAAGAAGAGCCCUCAUAUCUUCUUUCGGUUCGGAAGUGAUCGAGCGGUUUCCGAAUCGUGAAAUCCGCGACCAAGCCAGGGAUCACGUUAAAGGCUUGCUCUGA